UCGUCCGAGCGACGGGAUGAGCGCGUGGGAGUUGUAGUUCAAAACACGGAGAGACUGCGCUGCCCCAGUUUCUUGAAGACCUUGAGGAGCCCGAGCAGACUUGUGUGCAGAAAGAGGCAAGACGCGACGAGCAGAGUUCUCCUCGCAGGCGUCGUCUACAAAUACACACGACCCCGCGCCGCAGCGGCAGCGCGACACCUGUCUUGCACCAUCGUCGUCAGAAAAAAGCUCCGCUGCGUGACGGGACGACACAUCGCAGCCUGCGCCGAGUCGAGAGAGCCUCCUCCCGCGGGGCAGACUGGUAAACAACCCGGGGCCCGUCGAAUUCCGAGCACGUGCGGGUGUGCUGCCCCCUGACCGAGGGACCGGGGUGUCUGACCGCCUCACACAUGGCCCCCCGCGUGCACGAGCACCAGGACCGCGUGCCCGCGGCCCAGACCGCGGUGCUGGCCCUGCCGCCUCCCGACCGGCCACAGGACUUGAGUCCCAGAUUCACUGCGGUGGACUCCCUGCUGUGUGGUGCGUUUGCUGGAGCUUUGGCCAAAACCGCCAUUGCACCGCUGGACCGGACCAAGAUCAUUUUCCAAGUGUCCACAAACAGAUUCUCUGCUAAGGAGGCCUUCAGGCUCAUUUACUGUACAUACAUGAAGGAAGGGCUGCUGAGUUUGUGGAGGGGGAACUCUGCCACCAUGGUCCGGGUCAUGCCCUACGCUGCCAUCCAGUUCUCCUCCCAUGAUCAGUACAAAGAACUGCUGGGGGGCUACUACGGCUACCAGGGAAAAGCUCUGCCACCUUUCCCACGUUUCCUGGCUGGCUCUCUGGCCGGCACGACCGCUGCGAUGCUCACUUACCCUUUGGACAUGGUGCGAGCCAGGAUGGCAGUCACUGCCAGAGAAAUGUACUGCAACAUCAUGCACGUUUUUGUGCGUAUCUCCCAAGAGGAAGGUUUGAAGACACUUUACAGAGGUUUCACUCCCACUAUCCUGGGGGUCAUCCCAUACGCAGGCAUCACAUUCUUCACAUACGAGACCCUCAAGAAGCUUCACGCAGAAAAAACAAAGCGAUCCCAGCCGUACCCUUAUGAGCGCUUGGCCUUUGGUGCAUGCGCGGGCCUGAUUGGGCAGUCUUCCUCUUACCCUCUGGACGUGGUACGCAGGCGCAUGCAGACAGCCGGCGUUACCGGCUCAUCCUACGGCACAAUUCUGGGGACCAUGCGUGAGAUUGUGAAACAUGAGGGAGUUAUACGAGGACUAUAUAAAGGCCUGAGCAUGAACUGGCUUAAAGGGCCCAUCGCCGUGGGGAUUAGCCUCACCACGUUCGACAUCACACACGACCUUCUGUUCAAAUUGCAUCAGAUGGGCUACUUCACUCACUGAAUUGGUCGGGAGCAACAGAGGGGAAGCAAAAAGCACAGAUGAGACUGGCAUGAUGAACUGGUGUUCAAUUCUGUCACAUGGCGAUAGUCUCUGCACUCAGUGCAGGUCCAUCCUGCUACACACUCCUGUUGGCUUCAGACAGGAUGUUGGAUGAGUGUGGAUGGGUGAUCUGUAGCGCACACGGAAACACAGCAUCUCAAACUUUGGUUAAUGCACAGUCAGCUGAGUGAGGGGGCAAAUAAAGUGUCUUUAAAUGUUCGCACAAUCACAACUUUGUUUGGAUAUCCUGGUGCCAUCGAUAGUGGAUAACGGCUGUUUUGUUUGUGUUGUGUUGUUAAGUUACGCUUGCACUUUAUUUGGACAAUGUUCUUUCAGCCUAAUCCCAUGUCUACAGAGAGAACUCUGUUUUUAAUCAAGUUCUAUAGCUUUUCAAUUUGAUUUUUAUCACAUAUUUUUUCAAAUAACCUGAUCGUGCAGGAUGUAUGAUUUGUGCCUGAUGAUAAAAGGGUGUUUAUGCAAAAUGUUUUGUUUUUAAAUUUCAAAUUUUAUGAUGGUGCCUAUGUGGAUUUGAUUGAUGGAACCAAUGAUUGUAGGAGGGUGAUCAUGUCAGCAGGACUGCACAAUUUCACUGUCCAUCCAGCACUGAGGUAGUGUGGUAAUGUGUUGCAAAGUCUAAUAAGUCAAAGAUCAAAUAUGAAAAAUAAAUAUAUAUAUCAGAGAUGUUGAUUUAUAUGCAUAUUAUCAAGAUUUCAUUUUUAAACUGUGCUUACACAGUUGUGCAUAUUCUAUCAUUGCCUUUACUGGAUUGUUGGGUUCUGUUUACUUAAGAUUUUUAUAUAUAUAUAUAUAUAUAUAUAUAUAUUUACACCAAAACAUGUAUAUCAGUCAUAAAAUAAGUAAGUGAUAAUCACAUCUGCUAUUAUAAACACAGUAUUCCUUAAGAUGCAAGUUCACAGUUGUCUCAAUAAAGUGUUCAUCCACA
This is a messenger RNA of Scophthalmus maximus (turbot), 2358 nucleotides long. Its product is annotated as mitochondrial coenzyme A transporter SLC25A42. Gene Ontology annotation, biological process: transmembrane transport. The transcript has 8 exons. Gene Ontology annotation, cellular component: mitochondrial inner membrane. Bases 390 to 1376 code for a protein of 328 amino acids. The record is from RefSeq and is a predicted model, not a curated record. Lineage: Eukaryota; Metazoa; Chordata; Actinopteri; Pleuronectiformes; Scophthalmidae.